Bolinopsis microptera is the source of this 5009-nucleotide messenger RNA. Its product is annotated as serine-protein kinase ATM-like. NCBI's taxonomy places the organism in Eukaryota, Metazoa, Ctenophora, Tentaculata, Lobata, Bolinopsidae. The transcript is spliced from 31 exons. Gene Ontology annotation, molecular function: protein binding; protein serine/threonine kinase activity. Gene Ontology annotation, biological process: DNA repair. The coding region runs from base 54 to 4511 and encodes 1485 amino acids. The record is from RefSeq and is a predicted model, not a curated record.
CCGCCUACUCUUCUAAGCUGGUGUCUCAAUGUUUAGAGACUAUCAGAGCGCAGAUGAAGGACACUAAAAAACCUGGGAUCUUCAAACUUUUAGCUAUGUCAAAUGGUGGAGUACACGGAGUUUUGUUGAACCUCUACGAGAAGUAUUACGAAGCUAAGAAUAAUCCCAUCAGGAGACACUAUCUCACAUCCUACCAGUUUCUUCUUGACAUGGUCCUGAAAGACCCCAACAACUGCAGCAGUAUAUCGGGGGAAUGGCGUCACCUGGUGACCAGCAUCGUCACCACCGUCACCCUGGUCCUCUCCAGACAUCACCCAGGAGGUCCACUACCAGACGGAACUAUCAUUACCCAAUCCUUUGACAUGUUAUCAUCUCUCUUCUCUCUACCUAACGUGUACAACCUCCUCGGUAACUCAGUAACACCCCUCUUGAGAACACUCUCUGUCAUGACGUCACCAAUUGAGGAUAUGACGUCAUCAGAUGGUUUUGUGACGUCAUCACAGAGUGAGACGGUAAGACAGGUUGAAAAGGUGCUGAGGUUACUGUUGAAAGAUUGCCAGUCUCCUGAGUUUUUACCGAUAGUUCAGUUCAACGACUUGGAGUUGGACGACAGAUAUAAGAGCUGUACCCGUCUGCCACUUAGUUCCAAGGAUCUGUUGAGAACCGUCCGAAGUGUAGAAGGAGCCUACUGGUACCUUUCCAGCAAGAAGUCAUCCUUCAACAUGACGUCAUCCUUCAACAUGACGUCAUCAAACAACAUGACGUCAUCAAACGAGUCCACGACAUCAUGCGAGGAGGAUCUCAUGAUACAGAACACGGCGAUACACACCCUCCUUCGAUCAGAUGAUAACGAAGCGAGACUCCUUCUGGGAACUCUGGAUCAUAUCUCCGAUCUUGAUAUCAGCUUGAUCAACACCAUUGAUGAUCCAAAUAUUAGAGACUGGGGAGAAGUAGAUACUGACGAGAUACAGUAUUGUGGGAUCGCUACUGACGCUGUCAGGCCUUACUUAAUCGACUCUGACCCAUUAAUCCGCCGUACAGCGUACCGUGUGGCUAACAACAUUUUGAGGAGCGGGACUGGUAAAUCUUUUGUUAAAUCCUGCUUCAACUCGGAGCAGUCCAUUGACAAUAUUAUCCCCUUUGCUAUGAUCGGUAGCCCUGAGAAAGCACCCCCACGUGCUACCCUGAACUCUACAGUGAAAUUGAGCCAUCCUAGUUUGCUCACCAUGUGCUCCUGUGAUGUGCUCAGAUAUCUGCUGCCUCUCGCUACACUUAGGCCGGAGUUACUAGAGAAAGUGCUAGGACCGGUACUACACGAUCUGAUCUCCUCAUUCCCCGACUACAAACCCCUGCUAUCUUCUCUUUUUAUGGGAGAAGUAGUGGAACACCCCCGUAUUAAACAUCUUCAGAGUACACAGUUCCUUUCCAACAAACCCAUCGAUAAAUCAGGGGUCCGGUACAAUAACUUCUCAUGGCUGGAACUAGACUGGUUGGAUAUGUGUAAAGCAGCUAUUAAGCUGUGCCAGUACACCAGUGCUCUUCUCUAUCUGGAACUACACGUGGAGGAACUGGACGAUGCAAAGCAGCUGACCAGAUCUCAGGGCCUCUCUUCAAACGCCGAUACUCAGGAAUUACUGCUGGAGAUUUACCUAAAUCUGAAGUGUAGCGACGCUAUUUAUGGUACGCAGUGCAACACUGAGUCCUCUAAACUAAAGAUUUACUCCUACCAACACCGAUGGUACGAUCUAAUAACUUUCAGUGACCUAACUGGAGACAGGACACAUCUGCUGACUGCUGUGAAACACACUACACCCUCCAUACUGCUGCCCACCCUCCUCUCCUCUCAAUCUCCGGUUACUGAGGAUCACUACGAGUCUGCGUGGAGAAACUCUGUGUGGGACCUCACCCUGACAACGGAACACGGUCUCCAUGGUAACAUCUACAGUUCCCUGCUCGGACUCAAGACUCAGUCUUUGGAGACGGCAGCAUUGCACGUGGAGAGAGCCCAGAGAGAUAGCAGAGACCUCAACCCUCAUGAUCACUUUGUCUUUAUUCAGCUGCUCAACGAGAUCUCUAGUGCUAUCAACAAGCAAACUAGGCCAAUGAGGUCGAGUUUUGACUACUCGAAGUGGGAGGUCCUGUACAAGUGCAGAUCAGUUCUGACUGGAGUUACAGGAGAUAACAAUGUUAACGUGUUGCUGGAUUGUGCACGUGCUGCGCGGCGCAGCUGUGAGUUCUACCCCGCAACUCGCUACCUCAGACAAGGAAUGGCGGAAGACCUGUCCGCCCAACAGAGUCUAGUUCUACAGAGUGAACAGUGUAAACUAGAGUGGGCGGCAGGGGAGCGCCGUGUCGCACUGCGGCAUCUCAACACCCUCCUCGAUAGUAAGAGCAGUGCUGGAAUCAUACCUAACAGACACGAGCUUCUCAUAACCAAGGCUGACUGGCUGACGGAAACCAAUACUGAGUUUCCAAGUGAUAUCAUGGGCAAAUACCUUGAGGAGGCGGUGCGGUGGUGUCAGGAAGAAGGAGAUUCUGAUAAAGCUACUCUUGGUAACGCGCACCUCAAACUUGCUUUAUUUGCUGACGAGCAAUUCAAAAUACAGGAUCAAUACUUUAACUCAACAGAGUACAAAGCAGAGUUGGCGAUCCUGGAGAAAACGGAGAAGGAUCUAGCAGUAAUCACAACCACUGGUAACAAGAAGAGAAACCCUAAACAAUACAGCACGUUUCACAUGCAGGUGCGGCAAGACAAGAACAAGAUGGACAAGAGAAAGGAGGAGAGGGUGGAGUACCUGUUAAUAACUGUUAGAAACUACAUCUCCUCCCUCAAACUCAACUCCUACAGUUUGGAGAACGAUCUCAUCGUGUUCAGGCUGUGCUCGCUUCUAUUUGACAAUGCAAAUAUAGAGGAGCUCUGUGAUAUGGCAGUAGAGGAGGUGCCCCAGAUUCCGACCUACAAGUUACUACCACCCAUGUACCAACUAGCUGCUCGACUCGGAACUUCCGGGAACCUUAACGAUCUCGUCAUAAAGCUGAUCACAAAAACAGCAAGGGAGCACCCCUUCCACGUGCUACCCAUCUUGUUUGCUCUAAAGAACGCACAACUUGACUGUAAAUACAUCAAGGGCUCCAAGCAUCUUUCUAACGAUGCUCGAACAGUCCAGUCCAAAGAUAUCUUGAAAACGCUGAUGAAAGAAUCUGCUCUAAAGAAAAUCAUUACUGACAUGGAAAAAUUGACUGACGCCUAUGUGGAAUGGGCUAAUUACGACCUGAAAAAAGACCCUGCAUACCAGAUGGCGGCUCGAAGUUCGACUCUCAAAAUACCAUCAACUUUAAAGAUAACAAAGAUCAAGGAUAUUGAAAGUUUUCCACUUUUAACCCUCGAAAUUCCGGUGAGAUGUGACGGUAACUACUCCUCCAACCUUCUUUCUGUGGUCGGAUUUAACACAGAGUACCAGACCCCAGGAGGUGUUAACCUUCCCAAGGUGACCUUUGCUCUCUGCUCGGAUGGUGUAAUUCGGAAACAGCUGGUUAAGGGUAACGAUGAUAUGAGACAGGACGCAGUGAUGGAGCAGGUAUUUAAUGUAGCAAACCAGCUCCUCUCCAAGAACCAGCUGACUCACCAUCUCAGUAUGAGAACCUACAAGGUGCUACCCUUGUCCCAAAGAUCCGGUCUGGUCGAGUGGUGCGAGAACACCAUACCUAUUGGACUCUACCUAGUGGGCCGGGGCAGGGAUGGGGCUCACCUCAAGUAUAGACCAAAAGAUACCAAGAGCUCUGAUGUACGAGCUAUUUUAAAAGCUUGCAGGGACAAAAGCGAAGCUAAGCUUACCAUGGAGUAUAAACGGCAGUGUGAGAAGUUCAAGCCAGUGUUCCGGCACUAUUUCUCUGAGAACUUCCAGAACCCAACGGAGUGGUACAAACAGAAGUGUAACUAUACCUACAGUCUUGCUACUACCAGUAUCGUGGGCCACAUAGUGGGUCUUGGUGACAGACACGUCCAGAACAUUCUCAUCGACAAGGCUACCUCAGAACUCAUCCACAUCGACUUGGGGGUCGCUUUCGAUCAGGGCCAGCUGUUGCACAUACCGGAGAAAGUUCCCUUCAGACUAACACGUGACCUAGUUGACGGACUAGGUAUAACUGGUACAGAAGGGACCUUCAGAAGAUCUUGUGAGCAUGUAAUGCGGGUCCUGAAGGAGAACAAGGAGCUGCUAUUUGCUAUAAUUGAGGUGUUUAUCCAUGAUCCUCUGUUUAACUGGUGUAUCAACGACACCACCACCGACACCAGCAAGGAACAACAUGACUCACCCAAAUCUGACGAAGAAAGCCAGGAUAAUAGUAACAACCAAGCACAGCGUGUCCUGGGAUCUCUGAAGAGAAAGCUGGAGGGUAUUGAAGAGGGAGUGGUCCUGGGGGUGGAGGGACAGAUUAACCAUCUCAUUAGAAAGGCGCAAGAUCCCGCCAAUCUUUCUCGUAUAUUUGUUGGCUGGCAAGCCUGGAUAUGAACAAUUAUUAGUGAAUAGUUUCAAGUACUUUCCUGCUGAGAUGGAUAUACUAAAAGUUAUUUGUUACUCGAACGUUAUGAAAUAUUGAAGUAUAAAACUAUAAAUAGAACAGAAUUCUAGUAAAUAGUAGUUAGGAAUAAGUUUCCUUAAGGCUCACCCGCCUUCCUUUGGGCUCACCCUGAUUUUUUUGCGAAACUUGGACCAACAAACUAGGACCGGUGACCGAACUCUUGAGGGGGUCCCGAACCCCAACCUCCCGCGGGCACUGUUCGGUGGUUGGGGUCCGGGACCCCCUCAAAAGUUUGGUCACCGGUCCUAGUUUGUUGGUCAAACCAAGGGUUUCAUGCGCGAUCAAAAGGGGUUGCAGCGCGUGUCAAGGCCCAUCGCAUGAUAUGCAUCAUAUUGCAGAAGGACUAACAAUUAUGUGGUCUUAAUUUGGUACCUGCAUAAUAUUUUUAUGUUAAUAGAAUCAUAUUAAAAUUGUAACUUUUCAUUUUU